Messenger RNA from Chrysemys picta bellii (western painted turtle), 2971 nucleotides. NCBI's taxonomy places the organism in Eukaryota, Metazoa, Chordata, Testudines, Emydidae. The record is from RefSeq and is a predicted model, not a curated record.
UCGACUUACUGUGGUGUCUUCACCGUGGUGAGUCGACUGCUGCCACUGCCGUCAACUCUGCCUGGGCCUCUCCCCAAGCUGGAGUACAGGCGUCGUCAGGAGAGUGCUUGGGGGUUGAUUUAAUUGAUCCCCGCUGGAUCGAGCGCUGCCCGCCGAUCUGGCAGAAGACAUACCCUUAAAGUCCUCUUCUAAAGCCUGUCUCUUUGGUUUUAUUUCCUGAUUAAGGCUUCCUAUCCCUUUCCAGGUUUCUUAGGCAGAUAGUGAGGAUUAGUGCUGAUUGAGGGAGAUGCUGUAAUGGGCUCUGUAGUAAGGCAGCUUUGUAAAUUUUCACUCUCUUGGGGAUGAGUAACUCCACUUUUGGGGGGGCAAGGAACAUGUCACUAGAUUUCUUUUUUAAUAUCAUCCUCUGCUCUGUUGUCUGAGUUGGUAAAUGUUCAUGAUCCUUUUGCAAGACUGCACAGUGUUUAUGUAACUUGUCUUCAAACUUGGAGCUCCUUAUCUUGUUGCUGCUGGCUGUGACCUGUCCAACCCGUGUCCCUGUGAUGCAUAAAUGCCACGGUGUUGCCCCUUAAGCAAAUUAACAUCACAGCCCUCUAUAGACCCCAAAAGAAAAUACUGCUGUAGGAGCAAAAAUGUAUCUAAUGGAUGAAGAUGAUGUUCACAAGUGUGGUCGUUGUCAUUCUGAGUUCACCUCUUUGGAAGAAUUUGUACAACACAAAUUACAAAAGAUCUGUCAACGAACUCAAGAAGCCAUUACUGCCACAUCAACAAGUCUUCCUAGCCAAGAAGUACAAAAGGAGGUUGUUCCUUCUGUUGAGGAGUCCAUAACUGUUGCUCAUAUAGUUGUUGAAGCAUCUUCAAUAGCAGAAGAAAUCAGUAAUGCAUCUUCUAUAGUAGGUAGUGGGCACAUCAAAGAAGUCAUUGUCACAGGAGAACAAGUUUUUGAAAACCCAAAUGGCCAGAUUGAUGGUGAGAUCACUGAAGGGCAGGGCAGUCCCGAUGACAUGGAACAAGAUGGCUCCACAGAGCUGAUCAGGGUUAAGCUGCUGGUUAAUAAAGAAGGUCGAUAUGUGUGUGAGUUAUGCCACAAGACGUUUAAAACAGCCAGUAUCCUUAAAGCUCACAUGAUCACUCAUAGUAGCAGGAAGGACUAUGAAUGUAAAUUAUGUGGAACAUCAUUUAGGACAAAGGGGUCUCUCAUUCGACACCACCGGCGUCACACAGAUGAGCGACCUUACAAAUGCAAGAAGUGUGGGAAAAGCUUCAGGGAAUCAGGAGCUUUGACACGGCAUCUGAAAUCUUUGACACCUUGCACCGAAAAAAUCCGUUUCAACAUGAGCAAAGAAAUAGUUGUUAGCAAAGAUGAAUUGCCAACAGAAUCUUGUAGUUCAAACACAGAGGCUGUCUCACCUAUAGCAAGCGAAUCCAUUGAGACUCCUGUGAUUCACCUAUUAACAGAUGCAAAAGGCAAUGUCCUGCACGAAGUCCAUGUCCAAAUGCAGGAGCUUCCUGUUGUUGAUGCAAAAUCCUUGGAUCAAGAGCCAUCAAAUCCCAAGGAACUACCAUGUGAAUGGGAAGUGAACAAUGAGAAUUUGCUGAGGCAGGCCAUGAGGAAUUCUGGGAUUGUGAUAGAAAAAGUCACUGUGGAGGAGAUGCAAAAAUCAGAUGAACCUGGUGUGGCUGCUACAGAAGAACUAGAAAACGAAGAGAUGGAAGCGGAAGAAGAGCAGUGUGGGGAACAGUGUGUUGAAGUAGAGCAAGUAGAGACUACAGAUACAGAAACAAACGGAUACAAAAGUUAUGUUUGCCCUCACUGUAGUGAAGUCUUCAGUGGGUCUGUUUCCCUUGAAAUACACAUCAAAGGACAUUUAGGUUACAAAGUGUUCAAAUGCGAGGAGUGUGGUAAAGAGUUCAUGAAAGGCUACCUGUUGAAAAAGCACCAGGAAGUGCAUGUCAAUGAGCGGCGCUUCCGUUGUGGUGAGUGUGGCAAACUCUACAAGACCAUCGCGCAUGUGAAGGGACACAAGAGGGUGCACUCAGAUGAGCGGCCAUAUUCCUGUCCAAAGUGUGGCAAGAGAUACAAAACAAAGAAUGCCCAGCAGGUUCAUUUCCGCACUCACUUGGAAGAGAAGCCCUACAUCUGCCAGUUCUGCAACCGGGGCUUUCGGGAGAAGGGCUCGUUGGUUCGUCACAUCCGUCACCACACAGGCGAAAAGCCAUACAAAUGUUACAAGUGUGGACGUGGGUUCGCAGAGCAUGGCACUCUUAACAGGCACUUAAAAACCAAAGGUGGCUGCCUUCUUGCAUUGAAAGAGGUUGAAGAUGUGAUGGUUUCUGAGGAAAGUCAAUCAGCUGACAACUUAGCGGCAACAGUUAUUUCUGAAGAUCCUCAUACUGUUCUAGUAGAAUUUUCUUCAGUGGUGGCAGAUACUCAGGAAUACAUCAUUGAGACUGCUACUGAAGACAUGGAGACCAGUGAAGCUACUGAAAUAAUAGAGGGAACCAGACAUGAGGUUGACAGUCACAUUAUGAAGGUCGUGCAGCAAAUAGUAAAUCAAGCAAACUCUGGCCACCAGAUCAUCGUGCAGAAUGUUACAGUGGCAGAAAACUCUGAAGUAACUACUGACACUGCAGACACUAUCACCAUAGCAACACCAGAAAGUCUUACAGAGCAGGUUGCCAUGACACUGGCUUCGGCAAUUGGCAAAGGAGCCGUACUGACGACAGAGGGUAGCAUUGAGACAGAAGAAGCAACUGUGACAAUGGUUGCAUCAGAGGAUAUUGAAAUAAUGGAGCACGUAGGAGAGUUUGUGAUAGCCUCCCAGGAAGGGGAAGUGGAAGUUCAGACAGUGAUUGUCUAGGGGCCAACACAUAGUGAAUGGCAGACGUUAAAGCAGUGGUGGGCAACCAGCGCCCCAUUAGGGUAAUCCGCUGGCAGGCCGCGAGACAGUUCAUUUACGUUGACUGUCCG